GAUUUCAUUUCCGGAAAAUGACAUCGUCUUCCCUAAUUUCCCUCUAAUUUCAUUGUUUAUGUGGGAAAAUCUGAGCUUCUAAUGGCUCUUCUUAUCCAUUCACCGGUGGCGCUCGUAAACCCCAAAGUUUUCUCCGAUCACAGCCCUAGCUUUAGGAAGCUUCAGAGCGGUAAAUCCUUCACAGACGGUACUGUAACUGGGCCUAAUUGUGGGAUAAGAGUUUCUUGUAGGGUGAAAGAGUUUGGGGUGUCGCAUUUGAAUCAGCAUGUGAGAGUGAAGCCGUACGGUCUUUUUUCAGCCCCGGUAAAGCUAGAAUCGAGGCCGAGCAAAGAGGAGGAAGAAAAGCAGAAUUACUAUUUGAAUCUGGGCUAUGCGAUCCGGACUUUGAGGGAGGAGUUCCCUGAGCUCUUUUAUAGGGAGCUUAGUUUCGAUAUCUACAGGGAUGAUAUCGUAUUUAAAGAUCCUCUCAAUACAUUCAUGGGCAUUGAGAAUUACAAAUCAAUCUUCUGGGCAUUACGAUUUCAUGGCAGGAUCUUUUUCAAGGCUUUGUGGGUUGACAUAAUUAGCGUGUGGCAGCCUGUUGAGAGCACGAUAAUGGUUCGCUGGACCAUUCAUGGAAUCCCUCGAGUUCCAUGGGAGAGUCGUGGAAGGUUUGAUGGAACCUCUGAAUAUAAACUUGACAAAGAAGGCAAGAUUUAUGAACACCGGGUUGACAACAUUGCUGUGAAUUCACCUCCAAAGUUUAAAGUGCUUGGCGUGGAACAAUUAAUCCAAUCUAUUGGAUGCCCCUCAACCCCAAGACCAACUUACUUUAAAAUAUCUUUGUCUUCAAAGAGAACUUUGCAUGGGUGAAGUUCUUCAA
This is a messenger RNA of Neltuma alba, 862 nucleotides long. RefSeq lists its product as uncharacterized. The coding region runs from base 82 to 852 and encodes 256 amino acids. NCBI's taxonomy places the organism in Eukaryota, Viridiplantae, Streptophyta, Magnoliopsida, Fabales, Fabaceae. The record is from RefSeq and is a predicted model, not a curated record. The transcript is spliced from 2 exons.